Molecule: messenger RNA, 510 nt
Organism: Lathyrus sativus (Indian pea)
Lineage: Eukaryota; Viridiplantae; Streptophyta; Magnoliopsida; Fabales; Fabaceae
Source: the annotation of a GenBank genome assembly
AUGGAAAAAUAUUUUAAAAGAAAAUCAACAUUGGAGUCUCAACAAGUUAAUGAAGUGGAAAAUGCAUUUGCACAACAAGUAGGGCGAUCUUUGAAAAAAAGAUUUUUAGAUGUUGAUUUAGAUAAUCUUCUUGUUGAUCCUGGAGAAAGGAAUCAAAUGGCAUGUUAUCACCCAAAUGAUCCAGAUGAAAUCCGAAAAGCUUAUUUACAAAAAGGGCCUUGUCAACCAAAGGACCAUAAUUUUCCACAACGACAAUUUGGUACGUCUUUACGUAAGUUCAAUCCUAAUUGGUUUCUUGAAUUUGGUAGUUGGUUGGAAUAUAGUGUAUCAAAAGAUGAUGUUUUUUGUUUAUGUUGUUACCUUAUGAGACAUGAGAUAGGAGAACACAAAGGUUGGGAUGCAUUUGUGACUGAUGGAUUUUCAAAUUGGAAAAAGAUAGAUAGACUCAAUGUCCACUUGAAGGUCCUAAUAGUGCUCAUAACCAAGCUUGGAAAAAAUGUAAUGCAAUAA